AUGGACAACUUCAAUAAGAAUUUGACAUUGGAAUGUUUUUAUUAUUUAUUGCUCACGUCACCGUAUGAGCAUCAGAAUGAGAAUGGGCAUAGAGAUUAUAACAGUCAGUGUCUGUUCGUGCGUGAAGAAAAUGUUCAUGAUAGCAUGAGAGAAGAAAAGCCUCUAAGAAAUUUGUGGAGCUUCUCGCGGCAAAAAAAGAAAGAGAAAAAAAUUAUUCUGCAUCUUUGUCAACUCACCAAUUAUCACAUUGCGCCAACUCAUUUUCGAUUGAUGUUUGCUGAUGUGGAUGAGAUGAGAUAA
Messenger RNA from Clunio marinus, 300 nucleotides. Lineage: Eukaryota; Metazoa; Arthropoda; Insecta; Diptera; Chironomidae. The record is from the annotation of a GenBank genome assembly.